AUGGCCAAUCAAUUUGAGUAGAAAUUAAAGAACGAUUUCAACAUAGACCUAGAUAAGCUUGAGUAAGCUUGCUCUAUUCUACCUCAGAACUAUUCAUUUGAGAUUCAUAAAACAAUUAGUCGAAUUUUGGAAGUGAAGAAAACAUCUACAAAGGACAGAUUAAAAGUAUCUCUCUAAUUUCCAGAGGGAUUACUUUUGUUCGCAACCCUUAUAGCAGAUAUCAUUACAAAGUUUUGCAAAAGCCCUGAGAAGGAUGAUAUGGAAUGCUUAAUACUUGGCGAUGUUACCUACGGUGCUUGCUGUGUAGAUGAUUUAGCAUCAAAAGCAUUAGAUUGUGAUUUUAUUGUUCAUUAUGGCCAUAGUUGUCUUGUACCGAUAUAAGAUCUAAGCAUUAAGAAUGCUCUUUAUGUAUUUGUUGAAAUUCAAAUUGACAUUGAUCACUUUAUUCAAACUAUAGCCUUCAACUUUAAACCUGACUAAUCGAUCUACUUAAUGGGAACAAUUUAGUUCAAUAAAAUCAUUUUCAUUGCUAAGACAGUACUUGAGAAGGAGCCCAAUAACUACAAAAAUAUCAAAAUACCCUAAACUAAGCCAAGAUCUGGAGGAGAGGUGCUAGGUUGUACUUCACCUGCAUUACCACAGUAGGGUGAAAAUCUCAGUGAAUCAGUAAUCUUUAUUAGUGAUGGCAGAUUUCAUAUAGAGAGUACUAUGAUAAAAAAUCCUCAUUUAAAGUUUUUCUAAUACAACCCUUAUUCAAAAUAAAUGACAGAGGAAGUUUAUGUUCAUGAGGAGAUGCAUAGAAUUAGAAGAGCUGAAGUUGAGAAAGCUAAAAAAGCAAGUAUGUUUGGCAUUGUAUUUGGAACACUUGGAAGAUAGGGAAAUCAAGGACUGCUGAAAGACAUGGAAGAACUGUUAAGGAACAAUGGCAAGAAAUUCUUCGUCCUUUUCCUGUCAGAGAUUUCAGUUGAUAAAUUAAAGAAAUUCAAAAAUGUCGAGGCUUGGAUUUAAAUUGCUUGUCCAAGACUAUCAGUAGACUGGGGUCAUCAUUACGACAAACCACUUCUAAACACUUAUGAAGCUCAUACUGCAAUGAAUGAAAUAGAAUGGCAGAAUAUCUACCCAAUGGAUUAUUAUAGCUAUGAAGGAGGAUAAUGGAGUAAUUAUUUUAAACAAGAGUAAGAGAGAAAAUAAAGAGUAGCUGAAAGGAAAAAUAAGGGCUAAGUCAAAAUAGAAUAUGAAAUAGAACAGUAGUCUUGA
This is a messenger RNA of Stylonychia lemnae, 1257 nucleotides long. NCBI's taxonomy places the organism in Eukaryota, Ciliophora, Spirotrichea, Sporadotrichida, Oxytrichidae. The record is from the annotation of a GenBank genome assembly.